AUGAGAACAAUUUAUGAGAGUAACCUCGAUGACCUUCCCUGAUCAGUGACUGACACCGCUGCACUAGUUUGUGUGACUGCGGCAUCCCGCGGGAAAUGAAUCCGGCUCUUGACGCGUUACUUUAUAUAAGUUCAACCUCAAACAUUAUAUAUUUCUCUUCAUCCUCAGAUUGCAAGGUCUUUCAGGCUAUUGCAAAGCUACCUUUGCCCUUUAUUCGUUUCUUUAUAUUCCUUAGAGCCUUCACUUAGAUUAGGCCUCCUUUUGUCUUUCACAAUGACAACACAUCAACCAUCCAACUCUCAAGGCCUUCGUGCCGAAAAGCUUGUCGCUCUUCCAAGCUUGACAUGCGGUCUCUCUUCAUUACCCCAAGCCAAAAGCAUGGACAGCGUGUCACUACAUCCAAACAUGUACGCGCAGCGGGCAGCUCAAAGUGAAGCCAAGCUGAAAAACGUCCUGUCCAAGACUGCCGCAUCACACUCGCAAGCGCCUCCCCCCGUUCCUACCUACAUGAAUCCUGUACGUGAUGCUAGACUGACCAUGCCGAGAAUUCAUGCUGACCGCCGCCAAUUUUUUUUUCCGGUCAUUCUAGCCUCAUCAUAACUCAAAUUCGUCCAAUUCAUCUCCGCCCUUGAUGAUGCGGAAACCUGUAAGUACCCGUCUCCAACUUGUUCUUCUCCAUUCGUCUCAUUCUGGAAACAAUCAGAAACCAAAAUUCUCGGCCUAAUUGGCCUACCUAGACUUUCUUCCUUUUAUAUCUUCCUCUGCUGGGAACUAUCGUAGAUCUUGCAUUACCACCAUAAAGCGGCACACCUUCUCAUCGUCCAUCCUCAUCCUCGUCACGUUAUUGCAUCGCAUAUAGACACAUCGCAUACCUAUAUUCAUACCAGGGCAUCUCUUUCAUUCCCCGUGGUUUUUUUUGUUGCUUUUGUUUUGUUCCACCCAGCCCAGCGCUUCAGGUGAAGAUUGGAUUUUUAAUACGGGUAGCGAGCUUAUACUUGGCCCGGGAGGUCCUUUACUCUGCUACGCGUCUAGUCAUCAUAAUUUAAUGGAUAUUGGGUUUGUUGGGCAACUGAUAUUGGUGUGUGAGCAUCGCUGACA
This is a messenger RNA of Suillus subaureus, 1098 nucleotides long. RefSeq lists its product as uncharacterized. Lineage: Eukaryota; Fungi; Basidiomycota; Agaricomycetes; Boletales; Suillaceae. Bases 274 to 600 code for a protein of 108 amino acids. The transcript is spliced from 2 exons. The record is from RefSeq and is a predicted model, not a curated record.